AUGACUAGUAACAAUGAUGAUGGUGAUAAUAAUUUAGAAGAACUUAAUUUAUCUGUUGAGAUUAUUAAUGAGUAUGAUAAUGGAUCACAAGAACAAUUAGAUGUAUUAGAAGCAUAUCAAACCAAUAAUGAUGAAGAAGAAGCAAGAGAUAAUAAACUAGAUAAUCAAGAGAUUAAUGGGGAAGAGAAACAAGUUGAUACCAUCAAGAAUAAUAUUGAAGAUGGUGAUAAUAAAUUAAACAGUCAAGAUAUUAAGGAUGAAAAAGAUGAUGACGAUGAUGACGAUGAUGACGAUGAUGACGAUUUUGAUGAUUUUAAUGAAGCUAGUUUCCAACAAGCACUGACAACUGGUUCUACAAAUAAAGAAGUCAGUGAAGCCAACAACAACAACAACAAUGAAGAUGAUGAAAAUGAAGAUGAUGAUGAAUUUGGUGAUUUUGAUGAUUUUCAAGUCUCCCAACAAUCAUCCCCACCACAAUUACAACAACAACAACAACAACAAUCUCAAUCAAGUUCAAUUAAUCAAAUUAGUUUUCCAACUUCAAUUUUCAAUUCACCAAAAGAAUUUUCUCAACAAUUAACCAAUAUUCUUGAUGAAAUAUUCCCUACAACAAUUAUCAAAAAUGAUACCUCUUCUUCACCAAUACUAAAAGACAAUACUAUAUCUUCUAAACAAUUAUUAAAUGAACGAUCACAAGAAAUUUAUCAACAAUUAUCUACAUUACCUUAUUUACAACCAACAAAUUGGAUAAAACUGAAUAUUCGUCAUAAUUUACUUAUAAAAUUAGGUAUACCCAUAAAUCUUGAUGAAUUGAAUGAAUCAACUACAACCACCAAAAAUAAUUUUCAAAAUGAAUUUAAAGUUCCAAAUAAUAACACUUCUAUUGGUGUUGGUGUUGGUGUUUCUAAUUCUGGUUUUAGUUUUGGUUUUGGUUCACGACGAAAAUCAUCAAUUUCUAUUGAUGAUAUAAAUUGGAAACAAUUAGAAAUUGAUUUAGAUUUAAAAAUUCCUAAAUUUGAAUCAUUAAAUAUUGAUAAUAAUUUAAAAAAUUCAUUAAUUGAUUCAACUUUAAAUAAAUUAAAUCAAUUUGAAUUAGAUAAUUUAUAUCAUAAUAAUCAUAAUAAUACUAAUAGUAAUAGUAAUAAUUCUCAAUGGAUUGAUGAAAAAUUAUUAAAAUUAACCCUGAAUUAUAAUGAAUUAUUAAUAUUAAGUAGUAUUUGGAUUAAUCAAAUUGAUUUAUUACAUGAAGAAUUUGAAAUUUAUGAAAAUGUUAUACAAAGUUUUAUUGGUUAUAAUCAAAAAUUACAUCGUGAAGAAAUUUUUGAAAAUUUGAAAAAAUUGAAAAAAAAAAACAAGAAAAAGAAGAUAGGUAAGAAAUAA
Candida dubliniensis CD36 is the source of this 1380-nucleotide messenger RNA. RefSeq lists its product as uncharacterized. Lineage: Eukaryota; Fungi; Ascomycota; Pichiomycetes; Serinales; Debaryomycetaceae. The record is from RefSeq and is a predicted model, not a curated record. The transcript has a single exon. Bases 1 to 1380 code for a protein of 459 amino acids.